This is a messenger RNA of Lathyrus sativus (Indian pea), 276 nucleotides long. Lineage: Eukaryota; Viridiplantae; Streptophyta; Magnoliopsida; Fabales; Fabaceae. The record is from the annotation of a GenBank genome assembly.
AUGGGCCAAAAAAUACAUCCGCUUGUUUUCCGACUUGGUGCAACUCAAAGUCAUUAUUCUAUUUGGUUUGCAAAACCAAAAAUGUAUUCCGAGAAUGUAAAAGAAGAUAAAAUUAUACGAUAUUGUAUCAAUAAUUUUAUACAAAAAACGGUACCCGAAUCCUGUGAAUUCGAGACCGAUAUCUCUGGCUAUGGAAUGGGACGAAUAAAGAUUCAAAAAAGAAUCGAUCUGAUUAAAGUGAUAAUCUAUAUGGGACUUCCAGACUCCUUAAAAUAA